This is a messenger RNA of Ceraceosorus guamensis, 609 nucleotides long. RefSeq lists its product as hypothetical. Lineage: Eukaryota; Fungi; Basidiomycota; Exobasidiomycetes; Ceraceosorales; Ceraceosoraceae. The record is from RefSeq and is a predicted model, not a curated record. The coding region runs from base 125 to 457 and encodes 110 amino acids. The transcript has a single exon.
CCUCCGCCUGCUGCUCACGCGCGUCUGAGCGCGUGAGCGGCGGUGCGGCACGCCGCGGAGUUCCAUUGUGGGCCGGUCGUUCACGUGACUCAGUGCAGCAAGGUCACGCUCGCAUUUGGCGCUGAUGCUGUGUUUCCCCGCUUUGAGCAAGGCCUACCCUUUCUGCCUUCUCUUCCCCUCUCACACUAGUGACUGCCCCUCUUCCUCCCUCACACUGCAGAGCCUCCUACCUCGUUCAAUCCAGCGCACGGAGGCUCGGUCUGUGAUCUUUGCGCCGGCCUAUCAGCUUCAGCCAGGCGCUCAUGUGAGCUGCAAACGCACCGACCGGGUCAGCCAUCUUCACGCGGCCCAAACGGCGCCGCGAUGGGCUCGAUCCACACCCCUCCUGUCAAGCUUUGCAAAGUUGCUAGCGCAUGAGCGCUUGCAGAUCCGAAUGCACGCCGUGACGCCUGGAUAGAGGUCAGGCAUGUCGGCUGUCGGCUGUCCCAGCCAUGCGUGAGCCUCAUCUCGCUGUAGGCAGGAUCACCUCACCUCAACGACAGCGUCCACGCCAACGCCGACGCCGACGCCGACGCCGACGACAGCGUCCAGCGUCUUCCCCUUUCCUUU